AUGGAUUUUUGAGUCAAUUUAAACCCAAAUCCAUUUACCCGUUUGAGCUGCCCAAACCCGUCAAUCCACCACCCUGGGACUGUAAUAAGCCCUAGGGCUUCGGCUUACGCGCAUCCCUUGAACGCAGUUGUGCGCCGCUGCCCCCCUUGCACCGUUGCCGUUGUGCCUCGAGGCCACGCCCGCUCUCCCUCUUGAACAUCUCCACUACCGAUCUCUGUACCAAUGGCUGUGAAACCCUCCAAGGCAGACAAGAAGAUAGCAUAUGAUCAGAAGCUCUGCCAGCUUCUGGAUGAGUACAGUCAGAUUCUGGUGGCGGCAGCUGACAAUGUGGGGUCCAACCAGUUGCAGAACAUUCGGAAAGGUUUGCGUGGUGAUUCCAUUGUUUUGAUGGGGAAGAACACCAUGAUGAAGCGGUCUAUAAGGAUUCAUGCUGAGAACACUGGAAACAAGGCCUUCCUCAACCUCAUUCCUCUGCUUGUGGGAAAUGUUGGCUUGAUUUUCACCAAGGGGGAUUUGAAGGAAGUGCGUGAGGAGGUUGCCAAGUACAAGGUUGGAGCUCCUGCUCGUGUUGGGUUGAUAGCCCCAAUUGAUGUUGUUGUCCCGCCUGGCAACACAGGACUUGAUCCUUCCCAGACCUCUUUCUUCCAGGUCCUCAACAUUCCUACCAAGAUUAACAAGGGUACUGUUGAAAUCAUUACCCCUGUGGAGCUUAUUAAGAAGGGUGACAAGGUGGGAUCCUCUGAGGCUGCCCUUCUUGCAAAGCUAGGGAUAAGGCCCUUCUCUUAUGGUCUUGUUAUCGAAUCUGUCUAUGAUGAUGGCUCCGUUUUCAGCCCAGAGGUGCUCGACCUGACCGAAGAAGACCUUGUUGAGAAGUUUGCUACUGGUGUCUCCAUGGUUACCGCACUGUCGCUGGCCAUUUCAUACCCAACCUUAGCUGCAGCAGUCCACAUGUUCAUCAAUGCCUACAAAAAUGUUCUCUCUGUUGCCAUUGCGGCCGAGUAUUCUUAUCCCCAUGCAGAUAAAGUGAAGGAAUAUCUACAGGAUCCUAGCAAGUUUGCAGUUGCUGCAGCCCCAGUUGCAGCUGCUGAUUCUGGUGCUGCUCCUGCUGCCGCUGCUGCCGAGGAAAAGAAGGAAGAACCUGCUGAAGAGUCUGAUGAUGACAUGGGCUUCGGUCUAUUCGACUAGGUUCCAUGUUUAUUACAAUACAGUUUUGUGCUUGAGACUAGGAUUUCAGGUUUCAGUUUGUUAGUCGUGAUUUUCUAAAUAUUAGCCUGGAUGCGGAUUAUUGUCUUAGAAUCAACUUCUUGAUUCAUAUUCUGCUCACCAUACUGUCCACUUUUUUCCUAUGUUUUUUCCAGCUGAGUUUUAAGUUGAUUGAAUUAGCCUAAUGUUUGUAUCUGCUAUUUUGUGAAAAAAUAAAAUUUUAUUCAUUAA
This is a messenger RNA of Malania oleifera, 1434 nucleotides long. RefSeq names its product large ribosomal subunit protein uL10. The transcript has 6 exons. The record is from RefSeq and is a predicted model, not a curated record. Gene Ontology annotation, biological process: cytoplasmic translation; ribosomal large subunit assembly; ribosome biogenesis. Gene Ontology annotation, cellular component: cytosolic large ribosomal subunit. Gene Ontology annotation, molecular function: structural constituent of ribosome; large ribosomal subunit rRNA binding. The coding region runs from base 223 to 1185 and encodes 320 amino acids. NCBI's taxonomy places the organism in Eukaryota, Viridiplantae, Streptophyta, Magnoliopsida, Santalales, Ximeniaceae.